This is a messenger RNA of Glycine soja, 2017 nucleotides long. RefSeq names its product transcription activator GLK1-like. Gene Ontology annotation, cellular component: nucleus. The record is from RefSeq and is a predicted model, not a curated record. Gene Ontology annotation, biological process: positive regulation of DNA-templated transcription. Lineage: Eukaryota; Viridiplantae; Streptophyta; Magnoliopsida; Fabales; Fabaceae. The transcript has 6 exons. The coding region runs from base 374 to 1657 and encodes 427 amino acids. Gene Ontology annotation, molecular function: DNA-binding transcription factor activity; transcription cis-regulatory region binding.
GGAUGCCGAGUCCCAACAGUGCAAGUAGCACACGCACACUCCCAAACGAAAAGCACAAAAACAAAACCUCUUUUAAAACUCGACCAAAACAAAGUUGUGGUUCAGAUCCAAUCUCUCUUCCUUCUUCACAGCACUUCCAAAAAGGGCACUUCACAUAAUAAACCAUUCCAUUGAACACACACACCAUCAAACACCUUCUUCUUUUUUAUACAUCAUUGCCUCAUCUUUUGUAAAUUAUAGUUUAAUUUCAUGCACGUGAGAUAUACUAUAUAGCAAGCACUGCCAUAGAAGGAAAAGGGUUGGUAUUGCUUUUGCGUAACAUAUCAUUGGAGUUUCCAAUUUAGAUUAACAUAGUGUGUUGAUUUUGGGAUUGAUGCUUGCGGUGUCACCUUUGAGGAGCAAUAUCAAAGAUGAAAAGAAGCAAGGAGAGAUGGAGGGUAAUUUCUCAAUGGCAACAACAACAACAACCGAUGAUGUUGUCUUUGGUGACCUUUCUGAAGGGAACUUGUUGGAGAGCAUCAACUUCGACGAACUCUUCGUCGGCAUCGACAUCCACGGAGAUGUCUUGCCGGACUUGGAGAUGUUCGGCGAGUUCUCCGUGGAUGUCAGCACCGGCGAGGAAUCGUCGGAGAUGAACUCGUCGGCUAAAAGCAGCAAACUUGAGAACGAUCAGAAUGUCAUCGCCACUACUUCAAAGAAAGAAGAGGAAGAAGAUAAAACUUCUUGCAAUGCUUCUGGUCAAGACUUGGGGUCAAACCGUGGAGAGGAGAUUGUGAGCGAGAGAGAUGAAUCCGUGGUGGUGAAUCCAGCACCAAAGGAUGGUGGAAAAGGAAGAAAAUCUUCUUCGGCUCAAUCAAAGAAUAAUAGUAGUAGUAAUAAUAAUCCUCAAGGGAAGAGAAAAGUCAAGGUGGAUUGGACCCCAGAAUUGCACAGACGAUUCGUGCAAGCUGUGGAACAGCUAGGAGUGGAUAAGGCGGUGCCUUCAAGGAUUUUGGAGAUUAUGGGAAUUGAUUGUCUCACUCGCCAUAACAUUGCUAGCCACCUUCAAAAAUAUAGAUCCCAUAGGAAACAUUUGCUAGCACGUGAAGCUGAAGCAGCAAGCUGGAGUCAAAGGAGGCAAUUGUGUGCUGGUGGAGGGAAGAGAGAAGGGAGUCCAUGGUUAGCACCAACCAUGGGUUUCCCUCCAAUGACUCCCCCAAUGCACCAUUUUAGACCUUUACAUGUAUGGGGGCACCCUUCCAUGGACCAGUCCUUCAUGCAUAUGUGGCCUAAGCAUCUUCCAAAUUCACCACCACUCUCAUGGCCGCCGCCGGCUGCACCGCCUCAAGAGCCUUCAUUUUGGCACCAACUGGUUCCUAACGCACUAAUCCCAGGAACAGCUUGUUUUCCACAACUUCUGACACCAACGAGAUUUGGAAGUCCCCCUGUGCCCGGCAUCCCACCCCAUGCCAUGUACAAAGCAGAUCACGACAUUGGCCUCCCUGGUCCCCUUUUCGACUUUUAUCCGUCAAAGGAGUGCAUAGAUGCAGCUAUUGGAGAUGUUUUAUCAAAGCCUUGGCUGCCUCUACCUAUUGGACUUAAGGCUCCAGCGCUUGAUAGUGUGAUGAGUGAAUUACAAAGACAAGGAAUUCCAAACAUUCCACCCUCUAGUGCUUGAAACCAACCCUUCGUGGAAGAGGUUCUUCCCUUUCAUAUGGUGUCCAUUAAAGGCCAUUUAACCCUAAUUCGACGACUUCUCAUCCAUUAGAUGUUGCAUGCAUUGCGUAUAUGUUACAUCUAAGCUACUAUGUCAGUGAUUCAUAUCUUUCUUCUUUUGCUUUGCCAGUAAAAGGAAAAGAAGAAAAAACUUUUAAGCCUUUUUUCUAAUUUUCAUGUGCUAUAAUGUAUUAGUUAAUGGUUUCAAGUCGUGGUCAUUGUAGCCAUUUUGUAUAUGUACGGUUGUAAAGGCAGUUAUUUUUAAUAGCUGUAUGAGCUGAGGAAAUCCCAAUAAAGGACUUUGAUAAAAUAUUUCUUUUUC